GGAAACAUUUGCUCGACACAGAAUCGAUGCACUUCUGAUAUUACAAAAUAAGAGUCGUCUUCAAUAUGUGUUAAUAAAAAAUAAAAAAAACUUAAGAAUUGCGUGUUUUCCGUUGAAGUAUCUUUCAAGUGUAAUGUGUAAGAUAUAUAUACUUCUUCAGACCAGUGGGGUGUAUGAGUAGCCCAUGUUUAGAUGGACUGCUGUGUGCUCACCAACCAAAUUGCUUCCGGUGUUUAGUGGGCUUGCUGUUGCUGUCUGAGGAAGUAGGAAAAACUCCACAUGAAAUAAUGUAUCAGCUUGGGAUUUUGCGGGGGUUUCGGCGUCUGCCAAAAAAACAGCAACAGAUCAUCAGAAACCUUCAAGUUGCUGUUCGUCCGACAUUACACAACAAUGUGAAUAUCUGCCAAUGUCAUGCUCUACUCUUAAGAAGGCGGGAACAUUUGCUGAAUGAGAACCGAGGGUCAUUUUUGAAAGUCCAUGCGGAAAAGGUCCUGCCAUAUUGUGCUGUUAGAUGUAUAACCCCUUACCAGUCGAGUGUGAAGAUGGAGAACUGAUCUACACGGGCAACUUGGGAAAAGCUGUCCUUGGUGUGAAGUUUUUCUCCUACUCCAGCAGUAUGUUUAGUCUCUGUGUGGUGCCGUAUGUCCUAAUGAAAACAGGCAUUGAUGUAAACAGCUUGGCACUGCAGGUGGCGUUUUGUGGCAUUAUAGGUUUCUUCACAUUUCUUACUCCUGUUCUCCUCCACUUGAUCACCAAAGGCUAUGUAGUACGUCUGUACCACAACAAGGAGACAGACAUGUACACGGCCAUCACUUACAGCGCUCUUCUAGUGGAGAAACAGACGGUCUUCCAUCAGAGAGAUGUCAUUAUUCCCAAUGUCAGUCGGAUGUUCACCAGUUUUUAUGCCAAGAAACACUCAAUGCUGGUUAACCCAAUGCUUUUUCCUCUGCCCCACGACUACAACCACCUCAUGGGUUACGAUCAGCCCUUCUCUUUUGACACAGAUGACUUGAACAAGCCAGAUUAAUGUUAACUUGUCCAAGCUAAAUAUGCCCAGUGUUAGUGGACAAUCCAAAAUGUCUUUUCAUCAUCAUGGACUACUGUUAUGUAUUAAAUAUCAGCAGGCUGGCAUGUCAUCCAGUAUAGUUGUGAUGCAACAAUAGUGUAAAUAAAUGAAAAUUCAUAUUUAA
Messenger RNA from Carassius carassius (crucian carp), 1190 nucleotides. Its product is annotated as transmembrane protein 70, mitochondrial-like. Gene Ontology annotation, cellular component: mitochondrial membrane. Lineage: Eukaryota; Metazoa; Chordata; Actinopteri; Cypriniformes; Cyprinidae. Bases 512 to 1027 code for a protein of 171 amino acids. The record is from RefSeq and is a predicted model, not a curated record. The transcript is spliced from 3 exons. Gene Ontology annotation, biological process: mitochondrial proton-transporting ATP synthase complex assembly.